This is a messenger RNA of Dermacentor albipictus, 1369 nucleotides long. RefSeq lists its product as uncharacterized. The record is from RefSeq and is a predicted model, not a curated record. Lineage: Eukaryota; Metazoa; Arthropoda; Arachnida; Ixodida; Ixodidae.
AUGUGCCAGUAAUUGUUCAGAACAAGUACACGUAGCCAUCAUGAAGCUGCGAAAUGUGUUGCUUCGACUCCCGAAAGAAAGGACUCGUCCGACCGGCUUCUGCAGUCGUUUGCUGGUACUCUUAUUGUGGUUAAACGUGGUCCUGGCUAUCCUAGCGUUCUUCGUAGCUGCCAGGACAAUCUCCCGCCGUUUGAAGUUCUCUCGCACUGGAACCUACAAACAGCUACACGUUCCGGCGCAAAGGGGGCCUCUUCCAAAGAGCUUCUACGACGCGGACGAACUUUCGGGGUACAGUUAUGAUAUAGUGCCGGACAUACUGCACUUGGUUAGGUACAAUGCGCCCGAAGUGGACUUUAUUGACGUGGUGGGCAUGCGCUCCAUGUAUCUGAACCACCGGCCCAAAGAGAUAUACGUUCACUGCAGUCCUUGCGGCUUUCAAGGGAACUACACUCGCUUUCUGGAAGGCAUCAACUUCACCUUCAUUCCUGCUGUUUUCCCGACUGAGAUUUUUGGCAUUCCCAUACAGGUAUCUCACCACGCUACAGACGUGCUCCGUCUGAGAGUGCUGAUGCGCUACGGAGGGUACUACUUCGACAAAGACGUGUUCGUGAUUCAAUCCCUGAGACGUUUCCUGCGAUACGAGGCAAGCCUAAACUUUGAGAACGGUGACCUCAUGGGAAACAUGGUGAUGUUCUUUCACAAGAAUUCGCGCUUCCUUCGUCUCUACCUAGACACCUACCACCGGUUGAAUGACUCGCUUUGGUAUUACAACGCGGGCGAUGUGCCCGCCAAAGUUCUGUUCCAACCGCACCCGCAUCUCGUCCAUAGAAUGCACUAUGGCCUGGAGACCGGACUGGACAUGCUAGGCGCCCUGUACGAGCCUCACGCCUACCCGUAUUGGCGGAACGCUUUUGCCAUACACCUUCUGGCGCGUUUCCGCAGGGAGUCGCCAUACGAUGCACUGCACGCCGCACCGUUUAACGAAACCAACAUCCGAGACGUCGACAAUGCCUUUGGAGAGAUGGCGCGCUCGGUUCUGUUCGGAACCUCCGCCUUCGUGCCCCCGGAGGCCCCCAUUCUGAGCGUCGCCGAACUCGCGGCCAGAAAGGACCGGGGCGAGGACCUGACCAGCGUCCGCCCCGGAAAUGAGCGGCCAUAUUUUUACCCUGUGAUAAACGCGACCAAGUUUCGACGCCACCGCUGACGCAAGUUCACCGGCAGAUUGUAUACGGGGUGCUAUUUUUUUGAACAACUUCAAGACUUUAAAAAAGUGUUUUGGUUUACCGAACCGGGCCAGCGUGCCUAGGCUGAAGUGUUGUGAUGUAUAUUGUAUAAAAUGUUUGAUGAGUUUUUGCAGCGACAACUGCUA